UGUCAAAAUUGCCCCACAAAACGUCAAAGUUUUAAUCAGAAAAGAUCAGCCACAAGCACGGUUUACACACCUUUUCGGUGUUACGCAAAGAUUUACAAGAAGCCGGCACAAUUUCGUUGCAUUUAUUGCAUUAAAACACGUUUACUUCAAUCCUUGCAAGACUAAACCACAUCAGCAGCAAUGGCCACCCAGUUCCUGAACCGAAUCGGCCAGCUCGGUCUGGGCGUCGCAAUCGUCGGCGGAGUCGUCAACUCGGCGUUAUAUAAUGUCGACGGUGGCCACCGGGCGGUCAUCUUCGAUCGCUUUACCGGCGUCAAGCAGACGGUCUCCGGCGAGGGCACGCACUUCUUCGUGCCGUGGGUUCAGCGGCCAGUCAUCUUCGACAUCCGGUCGCAGCCGAGAAACGUUCCGGUGGUGACCGGCAGUAAGGAUUUGCAGAACGUGAACAUCACGCUGCGUAUUCUGUUCCGACCGGUGCCGGACCAGCUGCCGAAGAUUUACACCAUCCUGGGUCAGGAUUACGACGAGCGUGUGCUGCCGUCGAUUACGACGGAGGUGUUGAAGGCCGUGGUGGCCCAGUUCGACGCCGGUGAGUUGAUCACGCAGCGUGAGAUGGUUUCGCAGAAGGUGUCGGACGAUCUGACCGAACGUGCGGCCCAGUUCGGCGUCAUCCUGGACGAUAUCUCGAUCACGCAUCUGACCUUCGGCAAGGAGUUCACGCAGGCCGUCGAAAUGAAGCAGGUCGCGCAGCAGGAGGCGGAAAAGGCUCGCUUCAUGGUCGAGAAGGCGGAACAGAUGAAGCAGGCCGCGAUCGUUUCGGCCGAGGGUGACGCCGAAGCUGCCGCGCUGUUGGCCAAGUCGUUCGGCGACAGCGGAGACGGUCUGGUUGAGCUGCGAAGAAUUGAGGCCGCUGAAGAUAUCGCGUACCAGAUGAGCCGAUCCCGGGGCGUGUCGUACCUGCCGGCCGGCCAGACGACGCUGCUCAGCCUGCCACAGUAGAUUCGGGAUUCGUGUCGGUGGACAAAAGCAUUUCUUUAAGUAGAUCGUAGACAGCAGAGAGUUUGAAUUUGUUUUAGUCAGUUUGGGGGAAAAGAAAAGCGGACGAUUCCAUUUGGUCCAUUAUCUGGAAGCGUUUUGAGGAAAAACCCAAAAACACACACACGCGACUGUUGUUAUUAUUUGACGCGCAGUUUUGUUACAAUAAUAUCCCCUCUCACUAAAAACAGUUGAACAAAAAUUGCAUUUUCCGGAAGCAUUAACCAACAAUUUGGCACGAUAUGGAGACGGUUAACAAAAGGGACCGGAGUGAAACCAUUUAUUUUAUACCAGGCAUUCUGUUUUUCUAAGUUAGAGUUAUCAUCACUCAACUUGCAUUGUUGUACAAUGCGAGUUUGGGUGGAGAAAAUAAACGAAAAGGAUGAAAAUCGUAAAGAA
Molecule: messenger RNA, 1434 nt
Organism: Culex pipiens pallens (northern house mosquito)
Lineage: Eukaryota; Metazoa; Arthropoda; Insecta; Diptera; Culicidae
Gene: Phb1
Product: protein l(2)37Cc
Exons: 3
Coding region: 181-999 (272 amino acids)
Biological process (GO): mitochondrion organization
Cellular component (GO): membrane; mitochondrion
Source: RefSeq, a predicted model, not a curated record